AUGGCGCGUAGGGCUCUAGUUAGAAUGAUUGUCAUAAUUUUGUAUGCUUUCGUCACUAUUUCUCAAGCGGAAAAUAUAAUAACAGUUGAUCAAUCCGGUAACGGUCAUUACGGUAAAAUACAAGAUGCUAUUGAUUCUGUUCCAUCAAACAAUAAGGAUCCUUUGACUAUUUCGAUCAAGCCUGGAACUUACAAAGAAAGUAUUACCAUACCUCCAGACAAGCCAUUCAUAACAUUAAGUGGUACUACUACAGAAGCAAGUGAUGUGAUGAUAACGUGGGAUCAGAGAGGGGACAUUGAUAAAGUUGCAACAUUUCAUGUUUCGGCUUCCGACUUCGUAGCGCGCUACAUAACAAUUCAAAAUACAUUCGGGCCUGGUCAUCAAGCAGUUGCGCUAAGGGUCUCCGGCGAUAGAAUAGCGUUUUAUGACUGCUCAAUUUUAAGUUAUCAGGAUACUCUAUUUGACGAAAUAGGCAGACACUACUACAAAAAUUGUUACAUUGAAGGAGUUGUUGAUUUUAUAUUUGGAAGCGCCAGUUCUUUCUUUCAAAAUUGUCAUAUACAUUCGCCUACAGGAGGAUAUAUUACAGCGCAACGAAGAGAAGCGUCAACAGAUAUUGGAGGGUUUGUGUUCUUUAAGUGUCAAAUUACUGGCAAAGGCGAAAAAACAUUUUUAGGAAGACCAUGGGUGGGAUCCUAUGCUAGGGUCAUAUUUGCCUACACUAACAUGGAAGAUGUGAUAGAACCACUAGGUUGGUCUCGUUAUUCUGAUGGAUCCACAGAACAAGAAUUAAUGACAAACUCAUUUUGUGGACAAUUCAAAUGCGACGGACCAGGAGCAACAACAUCCAACAGGGUUAAAUGGGCGCGAAAAUUCAGUGAGAAACAAAUUGCAAAUUUUUUGACAACAGACUUUAUCAAUGGAAAGGAUUGGAUAAAGUCUACGCCGGUAACAGCGUCGCCUCCACCUAAAAAGGAGACGCCGUCAUUGCCUCCAUCGGUACUGGAUACACCGCCACCCUCACCACCACCUCCCAUGAAGCCGUCUGCACCACCACCAGCACCGGUCAUCCCGGCACCUGUAAUCCCGUCUCCACCACCACAAGCCCCGGUGGUACCAACUUCCCCACCACCGGUGAUUCCAUUAGUUUCCCCACCAGCACCGGCGGUGAUUCCAUUAGUUUCCCCACCAGCACCCGUGGUGAUUUUAUCGCCGCCAGCACCAGCACCCGUGGUGAUUUUAUCUCCGCCAGCACCAGCACCCGUGGUGAUUUUAUCUCCGCCAGCACCAGCACCCGUGGUGAUUUUAUCUCCGCCAGCACCAGCACCCGUGAUCCCGUCGUCGCCACCACCGACAACGGCACCACCAGUGAUUCCGUUGUUGCCCCCACCGGCACCGGUGGUGAUUCCAUCGUCGCCCCCACCAGCACCGGUGGCGAUCCCGUCGUCGCCACCAUCGACACCCGUGACCCCGUGGUUCGCACCACCGGCACCGGUGAUACCGACGUUGCCACCACUGGUAAAUCCAUUUUCACCACCACCGGUACCGAUGAUUCCGUUGUUGCCCCCACGGGCACCGGUGGUGAUCUUCUCACCAGCGACACCCGUGAUCUCGUGGUUCGCACCACCGCCACCAUCACCACGAGAGAGGGUGAUUAUAACUCCGUGGUCGCCUCCACCAACAAACAUGGACGGCAGAGCUCAAGAAGGUGAACCUAUCAUCAUGUAUUAUUAUUCCUCGGGGGCAUCCUCUUCAAUCUUUAAGAAUUGUUUCAGCGGCAUUGGGACGCUGGCUCUAACCUCGGCAGUUUCACUAUACUUGUUGGCCUGAUCGAUUUUGAUUCACUGUGGAAAUCUCUCAACAAGCUAAAGCGGACUCCUGCUUCUACUGGGAGACCGAAGACGGAUCCAAUUGGAUAUUUGCCUUGCUUUCUUGGGA
Rosa rugosa (rugosa rose) is the source of this 1938-nucleotide messenger RNA. Its product is annotated as putative pectinesterase/pectinesterase inhibitor 28. Gene Ontology annotation, biological process: cell wall modification. Gene Ontology annotation, molecular function: pectinesterase activity. NCBI's taxonomy places the organism in Eukaryota, Viridiplantae, Streptophyta, Magnoliopsida, Rosales, Rosaceae. The record is from RefSeq and is a predicted model, not a curated record. The coding region runs from base 1 to 1830 and encodes 609 amino acids. The transcript has a single exon.